Messenger RNA from Tupaia belangeri chinensis (Chinese tree shrew), 3050 nucleotides. It is a transcript of the gene ABLIM2, whose product is annotated as actin binding LIM protein family member 2. NCBI's taxonomy places the organism in Eukaryota, Metazoa, Chordata, Mammalia, Scandentia, Tupaiidae. The transcript is spliced from 18 exons. Bases 147 to 1442 code for a protein of 431 amino acids. Gene Ontology annotation, biological process: cytoskeleton organization; lamellipodium assembly. Gene Ontology annotation, molecular function: actin filament binding. The record is from RefSeq and is a predicted model, not a curated record. Gene Ontology annotation, cellular component: actin cytoskeleton.
ACGGGCUGCCCUACUGCGAGGCCGACUACCACACCAAGUUCGGCAUCCGCUGUGACGGCUGUGAGAAGUACAUCACAGGGCGUGUGCUGGAGGCGGGGGAGAAGCACUACCACCCGUCGUGUGCGCUAUGUGUCAGAUGUGGCCAGAUGUUUGCAGAAGGCGAGGAGAUGUACCUUCAAGGCUCCUCCAUCUGGCACCCAGCAUGCCGACAAGCAGCCAGAACUGAAGACAAAAACAAGAUGCAGAACCAAAUUUGCAAUCAGGUCUGCCCGGGCGCCACCCCCCAUGCCUUACAGGAAACCCGGACUUCCUCAGAAAGCAUCAUCUCUGUCCCCGCUUCCAGCACCUCGGGGUCUCCGAGCCGCGUAAUUUAUGCCAAGCUCGGCGAUGAGAUCCUGGACUACCGGGACCUGGCCGCGCUGCCCAAAAACAAGGCAAUCUACAACAUCGACCGCCCCGACAUGAUCUCCUACUCCCCCUACAUCAGCCACUCCACAGGGGACAGGCAGAGCUAUGGCGAGUCGCCUCAGUUGCUCUCGCCCACGCCGACUGAGGGAGACCAGGACGACAGGUCCUACAAGCAGUGCCGGACCUCCAGCCCGAGCUCCACUGGCUCCGUCAGCCUCGGACGCUACACCCCCACUUCACGGUCACCCCAGCACUACAGCCGUCCAGCUGGUACUGUGAGUGUUGGUACCAGUAGCUGCCUCUCCCUGUCCCAACACCCAAGCCCUACAUCCGUGUUCAGACAUCAUUACAUCCCCUACUUCCGAGGUAGUGAAAGUGGCCGGAGCACUCCCAGCCUCUCCGUGCUCUCAGACAGCAAGCCUCCCUCCUCCACCUACCAGCAGGCUCCUCGCCACUUCCACGUCCCAGACACUGGCGUAAAAGACAACAUCUAUAGGAAACCCCCUAUCUACAAACAGCAUGCCGCAAGGCGAUCCGAUGACGAGGAUGGAAGCUUCAAUCAGGACAACAGGAAGAAGGCCAGCUGGCUGAUUCUCAAGGGGGACGCGGACACUAGGACCAACUCUCCAGACCUAGACAGCCAGUCUCUGUCCCACAGUAGUGGGACUGAUAGAGACCCUCUCCAAAGGAUGCACGCGGACAAUUUUGACUCACGAUUCCCCUAUUCCAAAUCUGACUCCCUCCCAGGACGUGGAAAGAAUGGCUUGGACCACCGGAAUGCCAAUCUGGCCCCUUGUGGAGCAGACCUGGAUGCCAGCUGGGGCAUGCGAGAGUACAAGGUCUAUCCUUAUGACAGCCUCAUCGUAACAAACCGAAUUCGUGUGAAACUGCCUAAAGAUGUGGACAGGACGAGACUGGAGAGACACUUGUCACCUGAGGAGUUCCAGGAAGUGUUUGGGAUGAGCAUUGAAGAGUUUGACCGCCUGGCCCUUUGGAAGAGAAACGACCUCAAGAAGAAAGCCCUGCUGUUUUGAUGGCCGCCGACGUGCCUGACCACGUGUGUUUGCAGGGAGCAGAGACGAGGGAUCCCUGGCGAGAAUCACGCAAAAACCCCCCUACUGCACCUUGCUCUGGCUUCUCUGUGUCCAUGGGGCGGGUGGUGGGUGCCUGAGGGAGGCCAGCUUGGGGGCCGGAGAGUGGGAGGGGGGCUCUCCCAGCAGGCACAGCCCCUGUUUCUGCUUGUGACACUCCUGCCUGUAGUUUGGGGCCAAGUCUAUUGUCACACCAUCCCUUCCCCACUGUGGCUGCACAUCAGGGAGAGGCUACCGAGUAGCCGUCGUAGGAAGCAGGACGGAGCGUUCAGAGGGCUGCAGCCCACCUUCCCAGAGUGCUCCAGGUUCUGGGGGUAUAGAAGUGGCCGGGACGUGAGCUGUGAGGAGGCCUGGCAAUGACAGAUGCCAACACAUCACGGGUUAGUGGGCACAAAAGCUCCUCACCGCUGAGGGACAGUCUGGCGGGCAGACUUGAAGGCUAGGGCAGGAGAGGAACGCCAAGUGUUCAGGGCAUGCCAAGCACAGGCGCACACUUUUUGCAGCUGUCUGCGAUGGGUCUCAGUGAGGAACACCAACCUGGACCCUUUCCUCCAGGGCCCCUCCGUGCACUGCAUUCUUCUUCCAAAUCACCCCCGAGAUGCCUACAUGAUAUCUUUAAAGUAACACAGAAGUUUUUAUUUUAUUAAAAAGCAUAGCCUACUGAAACAUAAGAUACAUAUAUAAAGAGUUUAAUUUUACGGUCCCUCUGCGGGGGAGCGCCUCCAGCCUUAUUCUCCACCGUUCAGAUCUAUGUGGUUUUGGUUCUUGGUGUGUUCUGAAUAGAUAGGACUCCUCGUCUGUUUUCUUUUUUUUUUUCCUUUUUUCCAUGUGUCACACAGGUAACCUUAAAGACAGACCCUUCUAAAUAAUGCUGUUUGUAAAUACGCGUGAAAUAUGGUCACUACUGUUUUCCUCGCUGUUAUUUUUCCAAGUCAUGGAGAGAAAACAUCCCCCUCUGAUGGCCAAAGCCCUGGAAUAAAGGAUUUCCACGUAUCCAGCCUAAUACCUGAUGUAGCUUUGGUGUCCUGUCUUUGUGAUGUAGCCUGAAAUGCAAACCACACACACCCUGGGAAAGAUAAGCUCCUGUGUGUCCCUGAAACAGGCUACCAGGCUCUGGGGAGAGAGGAGUGGAGGUUUGCUCUUCUACGUUGCUAUGCCCACAGAGUGUCCAGGAGCAGGGGCUGGCCAAGUCCCCCAAGUGAAAGGCAUCUGUGUCCACUGGUAGGUGUGGGUGCAAGCGCGGUGCCUGUCGCGAGGUGCUGGCAAGGUGCACUGAGAACUAUUCGCCAGUGCUCGGUGGGCGUCACCUCUUCGUGCAUGUCCUGGUUGUCUCCUCCUGUGAGUCGUCUUUACUCAGCUUCCCCAUGGCUCAUAAGAUGACAAGUCACAUUUCCUACCCAGCUUCUCACUCAGCUUGGCGAGGGAGGAGGACGUUUUAGCACCUAAUACACUUCCUGCCAUUUAGCAAUCUGAGCCCGGCAAGUGGAAACCCCCAUCUUCUCUUCGUGGCAAUGUCCUAUCUGAUCCCAGGGUUGGAUGCUUGGGAAAAUA